GAACUACAAAAGCAGCUUUUCGCGGAAGAGCGAMAGACCUCUGCGUGACUUCUGUCUACCCGAUUUCGCCUUUAAACAAGUUGUAAAGAAUUGUAUUCGACAAGAAUUUGCCCUUUAAAAUGUGCACAUUUACUGUAUAUACUCAUAUGUGUAUUGCUUUCUUGUCAGAUUGGUGCCGUUAUCAGCAACGGUGGAAUGCAGAAACGUCAGUGCCCUAAGAAAUGUUGACACUUUGUCGCGACUUUGUUUAUCUUGCCAACUUUUGUUCCUUUUGCGCAUGAUUGACCUAUAGUGGAUAUAUAAAAUUCUCGAUUCCAGGAACCUCAGCAUUUGUGCGUGCGUUUACUAACUCCAAAGCGUUGUGUUUACUUCAAAGCGCGAUUUUGAUUCAGACGUGCAAGAAUCUAUCAGUUCAGACCUUAUAUCAUAUUCAAGUUGAAUCAGGUCAAGGAUUUCUGAGAAGUAUACUGAAAUGGCAAGCCGAACAAACAAACAAGCGAUUCCUCUUGUGUUACCAAACAACUAUAGCUGGGAUGCUACCACCGGCAAGUGCGAUCGCAUCACAUCGAAUCCCGAAGCAAUUGAUAUAUUACCGCAAGCAUUAGAUCAACUGCGUGAAAUUGAGGGUCCGGUAUGUGUUGUAGCAAUUUCUGGUCCUUACAGRAAGGGAAAAUCGUACGCCUUGUGCAAGGCUUUUGACCAGGAACAGGUUUUCCCUCUUGGCCAUGAUAUGUGUGCACAGACGAUUGGUAUAUGGCUGUGGAUUGUGCCAAAGAAAUUUAAGGACAGCACUGGACAAGAGUUUACUGUGGUUCUUCUUGAUUCCGAGGGGAUCGACUGCCCAUCAGGCUUCAGUGAUAACAGGAAUUUUACACUGAUUGUUUUGUUGUGUUCCAUUCUGAUCUAUAACUCUAGUGGUGUUGCAGGCAGAUCAGAUCUGGAAAAGCUUGAUUUCAUUGUCAAGUUGUCUGAGCGAAUUCAGCUUUAUACGUCCAAGAAAAAUCACCAAGAUGAAAAAGAUUUCUAUGAGGCAUUCCCGUAUUUCAUCUGGCUUUUAAGAGAUUUGAUUUUAAACUUGCCGCAAAACUGCUCUAACAUCAGAGAAUAUUUCACGAAAAAAGUAUUGAAUUGCAAAGGAGAUUCAAAUACCGAAAAAUCAAGAUUGGCAUCUCAAAGAAUCUUAGAGUAUUUCUCGGGCUUUGAUGCCUUUGGUAUCCCUCCGCCCACUUAUGACUCUAAGGUCAUGGAAGACUUGGAUGGCAGAAAGAGUGAAGUCAAUCCAGAAUUCCAUAAACAAUUCGAGCUUUUCAGAGCUUUCAUACAUACCAAACUGUCACCCAAAAAGGCCAUCAAAAAAGGAGAGUUUGUGACUGGUGAAGGACUAGCAGCACUAGUCCAGCUUUAUGUAGACGCUCUCAACACUCCGGGCGCUGUGCCCAACGUAGAAGAGUCCUGGGAUACAUUUGCCAAUACCAAAUGUCGUGAAGUAUUGGAAGAUGCUUUGAGGACAUACCAACAGGAAAUGACGUCAUUCGUGGAGAAUAUGAUGCCUUGCGAAGCCGAUGAGCUAAGAUCUGCGCAUGAACAAACCAUGGAAAAAUGUCUCGAAACGUUUAAARAAGAG
This is a messenger RNA of Exaiptasia diaphana, 1624 nucleotides long. Its product is annotated as guanylate-binding protein 6. The record is from RefSeq and is a predicted model, not a curated record. The annotation marks the transcript as partial. Gene Ontology annotation, molecular function: GTP binding; GTPase activity. The transcript is spliced from 7 exons. Lineage: Eukaryota; Metazoa; Cnidaria; Anthozoa; Actiniaria; Aiptasiidae.